CAUGAUUUGCAAAUCAUUGUAUUAGGUUUUUAUUUAUGUUUAACACAACGUCCAAACUUCAUUGGAAUUGGGGUUAUAUAUACUACUACAUGAAUACAACCUCAGAAGUACAUCCAUGCAACCUCAAUGCUACUCAUGGCUGCUAGUACUGAAAAGUACAACAUCAAUACUACAUACCGGUACAUACUAAUUAGUUACGACCACAUACACCCUAACUAAUGCAUCACCACUACAUUCCUACUUCAUCAGUACAACAUCACUACGACCACCCUACCAUAUUUAUACCUCAUCCAUACUACAUGACUACCACAAAACUAUUACAAAGCCGCUACACUACUACUACAAUACAAGUUGAGGCUUCUACAUGAAUGAAAGCCCAAUACUACAUAAUACUGCUCUAUAACUACGACAUGAAUACUACUCAUGGUCACGACAUCAGUGCGGUCGUGGCUGCUUUUCCCCACAAAAAUGCGUGUGCGCCUGCGUUCUUGUGGGUGUGCGCAGAGAAGUGUAACUUCCUGGGUGUCAGCGUGCUUGGGGAAAGUCCGGAUGACGUCGGCGCCGUGUACGUCGGCGGCGUGUACGUCGGAUCCGUCGCGGAGGACGGCGCAGCGGCGGCCGACGGACGCGUGAGCGCGGGGGACGUCUUGAUACGGGUGAACGAGGUGAGCCUGGAGAAGGUGAGCGGCUCGAUGGCCGUGCAGGUCCUCAGAGAUGCUGUCAAGAAGCCAGGCCCGCUGACCCUGACGCUGUUGAAGUUUUGGGACCCGAAGCCCACUGGCGUUUUCAUGUUGCCGAGAGGUGAGCCGGUGCGUCCCAUCGACCCCGCCUCCUGGGUUUGGCACACGGCCGCCAUGACGGGGAAGCUCCCCCCACCUUACGGCGAAGAUGAGCAUCUGAGCGUGGACAGCGACAUGGCGACGGUCGUCAAGGCGAUGAUGAAGUCUGAUUCGGGCGUGGCAGUGCGGGACCGGAUGUGGAUCAAGAUCGUCAUCCCCGACGCUUUCACAGGUAGCGACGCCGUCCGCUGGCUCCGUCGGAACCUGGUGGGCGUGGCCAAGCGCGCAGACGCUCUCCGUUACGCUGCCGAGCUGCUCGAGCGUCGAUUCAUCCGACACGCUGUCAACGCACAAACGCACAAACGAUUCGCACAGCAGCGAUAUUACGUCGUGGGAGACCUCACCAAGAUGGCUCCAACGGACCAUCGUGAUGGGCGAGGGCGAGGAGCCGACCUCUGUACGACAUCUUCAGGGGACUGUCUUGACCACGGGGACCAGUCUGAUCAGAAGGACCAUCUUGACCGCACACUGACUAGUUUGACCACAAUGGACCAGUCUGACCAUUGGGACCGGUUUGACCAUAGAGACCAUUCUGACCACAGGAACUAGUUUUACCAAAAAGGACCGUGCUGACCACAAGAGACUAUUCUGACUACAGGGACCAGUUUUACCGCAGGGGACCAUUCUGACCACAGGGACCAGGUCAACCGCAAGGGACUAUUCUGACCACAAAGGACAACUUUGAGCACAAGGACAUUUGGGACUAAUCUGACCUUAAAUUGCUAUCAUGUUCCAUAAUAAUGUCCUUUUGUCUCUGCACAAGCAAAUUUUCCCCAUGGCUCCAUGUUUUUCUGUUGUCAUGUAGUUUUCUGUUUCCUGUUUGUCCACACGUGUUAAAUACAUGAAUACACACUGUGUUUAUAUAUGGAGCAGAUUGUGUGUGUGUGUGUGUGUGUGGCUCAACUCAAAAAGUUGUCAUUACACUUUAAGCCAUGAAACAACAACUGUAUUUACUUGAGUUCAUUUUCACCAAAUACGGCGUGGUCUCGAUGACACGUGAACACUGAAGGAUGGACGGACGGAUACACGGGCCAGGUUUUAAUGUGACUCAUGGGCACCUCGCACGUGCGAGUCGUGUGUCUGUCUCGUUCACUCU
Phycodurus eques (leafy seadragon) is the source of this 1935-nucleotide messenger RNA. RefSeq names its product segment polarity protein dishevelled homolog DVL-3-like. Gene Ontology annotation, molecular function: protein binding. The transcript has 7 exons. Gene Ontology annotation, biological process: canonical Wnt signaling pathway; intracellular signal transduction. The coding region runs from base 369 to 1388 and encodes 339 amino acids. The record is from RefSeq and is a predicted model, not a curated record. Gene Ontology annotation, cellular component: cytosol. Lineage: Eukaryota; Metazoa; Chordata; Actinopteri; Syngnathiformes; Syngnathidae.